GAGAAAAUAAAUAUUGGAUACAUCUAUCUUAAAGGAAUAAUUCUCUAAAUUAUGGACUGUUUGCUUGUAAACAUUAUGCAUGUCGGGACCGAAAAAUAACUGCAGGAUGAAAAAGGCCUUAAAAGGCGUGCUUGAUGGGCUACGAGUGUCCUCUCUCAGUCAGCAGACGAGGGUAGAGAGCGAGAUAGAUGAGACUCUCCGAACGGAACACUUCCAUCUUAGCAAGACUGUUCGGCAUGGAUUUCCUUACCAGCCCGUUUCGAUGGCAUUUGACCCUGUGCAACAUAUUCUGGCGAUUGGGACUAGGAAUGGAUCCCUUAGAAUAUUUGGAAGGCCGGGAGUUGACUGCCACCUGCGACAUGAUGGUGAUAUUGCCGUAUUACAAGUCAUUUUCCUUAUCAAUGAGGGUGCUCUGGUUACCAUGUGUUCAGAUGAUACGUUGCAUUUGUGGAAUUUUAGGCAGAAGCGGCCGGCAAUUGCACAUAGUUUGAAAUUUCAGAGAGAAAGCCUUACAUACAUUCACCUUCCAUUCCAAAGCAAAUGGUUGUAUGUAGGAACGGAGCGGGGGAAUGUACACAUUAUCAACAUAGAAUCGUUUGUGCUAUCAGGAUAUGUCAUCAAUUGGAACAAAGCCAUAGAAUUAUCAAGGAAGACCCAUCCGGGGCCUGUUGUGCAUCUUAGUGAUAAUCCAAUGGAUCCAAAUAAGUUGCUGAUAGGAUUUGAAUCUGGUGCAAUAGUGUUGUGGGACCUUAAAAGUAAGACUGCUGAACACCGCUACAGCUGCCAUGAGGCACUUCGGUCAAUAUCAUGGCAUCAUGAAGGACGACAGUUUAUGUGUAGUCAUGUGGAUGGUAGUUUGACUACCUGGAUUGCAAGAAACCCUCAAAAACCUCAAAACAUACUCUACCCACAUGCAAAAAUGGGCAAAGAUGGCAAACCAGACCCUUGUAAACCAAUAGCCAAGUUACAGUGGUGCAGCACAAAGAGUGGGGAACCUUUUGUGAUAUUUUCUGGUGGCAUGUCUUAUGACAAGGCAGGCCGAACACCUAGUAUUACAGUCAUGCAUGGCAAGAACACAACAGUGCUAGAAAUGGAACACAGUGUGACGGAUUUCGUCACAUUAGCGGAAACGCCAUGGUCAAAUGACUUCCAAGAACCAUAUGGAAUAGUUGUCUUGCUUGAUAAUGAUCUGGUCGUGGUUGACUUGACCACGGAAGGAUACCCUUGUUUUGAAAACCCAUACCCGAUGGACAUUCACGAAUCACCAGUGACGGCUUGUUACUAUUUCGCUGACUGUCCCACCGAUUUAAUACCAGCGUUCUACUCAGUUGGAUCUAAACAGAAGAAGUCAGGCUUCAGUGAAAAAGACUGGCCAAUAAGAGGAGGAGAAUGGGGAACAAGCACGUGUAGCUAUCCUGAAAUAAUGAUAACUGGACAUGCUGAUGGAUCUGUGAAGAUAUGGGAUGCUACCUCAGUGACAUUGCAAGUGUUGUAUAAAUUAAAAACUGCCAAAGUGUUUGAGAGGCCGCGAAGUAAACCAGAAAAAGGCCAAGAACCAGAUGAAGACCCGUUUGCAAUUCAGAACAUCUUUUUAGAUGCGGAAAGUCGAGUAUUGACGAUAGCCGGUCUGACCCAUGUGCUCGUAUUCAAGUUCAGCAAACAAGAAUCAAUUAUAGACCUGCCUUUUUUAGAAAUAUCUCUUGUGUAUGAAGUGUUUGAUGACCUGGAUUCACCAGACAUUCCCGAGUUUCCCAAGCCAAAUACAGGGUUGGUUCCGCAGCAUAGUAGCAGUGUUGGAUCUUAUUCAAGUACAGCAUCAGAUAGCCGGUCUGAAAACUUAACCAGUAUAAAAGUAAAGCAAGGUUGUCGGAAGUGGUCCUCCGGUUACCAGCCUGAGAUCGUGUGCUUAUUGACAUAUGUUGAUGGCGAACCAGCGUCAAGCAUCACAAGCAUUUCUGUGAACUCAUCGUAUGGACUAUUAGCAUUUGGUAAUGAAAGUGGUCUAGCAAUAGUAGACAUUAUCCAAAAGACUUGUCUACUGAACAUGGGAACUCCUGAUCUUUAUGGUUCUCUCGACCCUUACCAGAGGGUGCCACGAUCACCAAAAAGUAAAAAAGCUCCAGAGUGUGUAGGACAGAGCUCAACAGAGGAAAACAAAUCGCCAACAAGUGAUCAGUGUCUUUCUCCACCUUGUCAACCUGUUGCUCCUCCAAGAAGACAGAAAUCUUCCCACCGCCUUGAAUGCAUAACCGAGGACAAAAAUCACCUGGAAUCAAAAGAACUCUUACAAACAUACCCAAAAUCAGAUACAAAAUUUUCCUUUGAGGAGGGGUUGAAUGAGAAACGUAGACAGUUGGUUCAGACUCAGUCUUCAUAUGAAUUGGGUGUAAAGAAACCUGCACGCCCCCCACCCCCUAGACUUGAAGGCUUGAAAAGUUGCUCUGAUCACCAUCUACACCAUCCAGAGGAAUUUAAAAAACAACCAGCAAGGCGUGUCAAAUCAAAUGAAGAUCGUUUAGACCUUCAUUCCAGCCUCCAAGAGGCUCAGUUGCAGGCAUUCGGAACCAAUCAUUUGAACACAGUAGAAAUUACCAAGUCGUGUACCCCCACCAGUACAGGCACCCCGGAGCACCUCAGUGAUGAUGAUAUAACAGAUGAGGAGGGUAUCAGACUGCGAGACCACCAGGAGGAGCGCAGGACAAGUUUCGUUCGAAACAUUAGUACCAAGAUCCGCAACCUUACCCGGCGGAAAAGUGAGAACCGUAUUUCACUAUCAAAUAGUGGGAGAUAUGAGGAUGAGGAUUUUUCAUCACGUAAAGUGUCACAGUCAUUGACAGUUGAUGUGAUUGACUUGAGGUGUGAAACUGUGGGUGAGAAACCUCCUGUGAUGAAGAUGCAGAUUGGCACCAGAAAGACGUCUGCUGACAAGAACGAUGGAUCCUUUUCAAGGUCUAGAAGUUCCAGUAUGUCGAGCCUUGAAAAUAUUUCCAAAGAAGCCAUUCAGUGCCUGUCUUUUGCUGAUGCCUACACUAGGAAAACAGGUAAUCAUGAUUCUUAUACAUGCCCUUGUCUGUGGGUGGGGACUAGUCUUGGGUCAGUUCUGGUCAUCAAUCUCCAGCUGCCAAUUGCAACAGAGGCCAGGCAAACAGAGCCAGUUACUGCAACGCCUAGUGGCACAAUAUUCCGCCUGAAAGGCACGAUUCUAGCCAUGUCCUUCCUUGAUUGCAAUGGAAUCUUAAUUCCAGCAAUAUCGGAACAAUGGAAGGACUUUGCUAGAGAGAUGGAAAAAGAUAAAGGGAGGACUCCGAGUAAGUUACCAAGGCAAGUGUCUGUCAACAAACCACGGAUGUCACCUACAUCUUCAACAGAAAUCCUGGACCGCCAGUUUGCUAUCAUUUGCUCAGAAAAGCAAGCAAGGGUGAUGUCGCUACCUUCCCAGACAUGUGCUUACAAGGUCAAAAUAACGGAGACAUCAUUUGUGAUCAAGGCUGAUGUUGUUAACAUGAAAGACAGUGUAUGUCUGACGUGUUAUGUUGCCAAUGGACAUCUGAUGGCCUUCAGUCUGCCAAGCCUGAAACCUUUGUUAGACGUUGAUUUCCUACCACUCACUGAUCUUAGGAUUGCAAGAACAUUCUCAAUCAGCAACAAUGGACAUGCUCUGUUUUUCUGUUCUCCGACUGAAGUGCAGAAGCUUACAUAUGCGGCUGAUAUGUGUGAGAAUCUGCAGGAGAUGCUUGGUGAAUUGUUUCUUCCCGUAGAUGCACCUGAACCACCAAAGCAAGGCUUCUUCAAGAACUUGUUUAGUGGUGGUGGAGCCUCCCUCGACCGGGAGGAGUUGUUUGGAGAAUCAAGUGGGAAGGCUUCCAAGGGUUUGGCGAAACAUAUCCCUGGCUCUGGCCUGCAGGGUGCUCAGGAACAAGCUGGCGCUGUUUUAAACGAUUUCCAACGGACCAGGCAGGCAUUGACAGAAAGGGGUGAGAAGUUAGGCGAGUUGGACGAGAGAACUGCACAAAUGAUGGCAGAGGCUCAAAGCUACGCCUCCGCUAGCCACACUCUCAUGGAAAGGUACAAGAACAGAAGGUGGUAUCAGUUCUGAUGUGCAUCGCUAUAAGGCACCAUGUCUUUCGACUUGUAUUGUGUGGGUUCGGUAUGACUGUGGCCACUUAAUUAGUUGCACGUCUGGUGGCAAUUUGGUUGAAUUAACCGGGUGAUAUGCGAGACUGGCUGGUCAACUAAACCAGGAUGAUAAUAAUGAUACCAGUAUUUUGAUUUCUUAUAAUUGAAAGCAGGCACUACAAAGAGGAUGUUGAUACUCCAGUCUUUAUUUUGUGAAGUUCAUAAAGGUCCGGGUUGCUUAAUUUCAAACACAGUAUGUAAAUGAUAAUUUUUGCCCCAUAUCUUGUACCUUUUUCUCAUCACUAGGAGAGUUUAUUCAGUGAUUGAUGUAUACUUGCUUCAUUUUGUCACAGGAUUUGGACAAUAUCUAAGUGGUUGUUCUAGUUGCUAGAGAGAAUUGCUGCCAUUCCUGGCUGGGUUGGCACAUUGUUUCCCUUUAUAGUUGUUCUGAGGAACCUGAGUACAUGUGUUUCACCAAACUUCCAUAUAAAUAUAAUGCAUAAACAUAUUACAACCUCGUCAAUUAUUACAGGCAUGUAAGGUCUGUAUAAUUCAUUCAGAAAUUUUGCAAGAUAAAAUCAUUAUUUUGAGUUCAUGUAGAAAUGUACAAAGUUGAUCAUAAGUGGUAAAUUAUUUUCAAUUUGAUUGUCAUAGGACAGUGAAAUUAUUUUGAUAGAUGUGUAUGUAUUUUUUGUGCCAUUUGACCACUUGAGUAGAUUGACCUGGUACCUGACUAGGUGAUGCGUGAGUCAUGCCUCUGUUACAUCACUGACAAACCAUUUUAUCCUUCGCUAGCAAAAACAUGACAAGAAUCAAUCAAAUACUGUCUUGUACAAUGAUAGCUGUGCUGUAUAAUUUAGUAUUUUGCUUCGCUGGUCCCUGGUUGUGGAACGACCCAUACUGCUGUCUCUCAAAGCUCCAGGCUGGGCAGUCAUUUAAAGGAGAGUAAUGCCUGCACUGAGGCAAUCAUUUUUCACAUUUUUAUCUAGGGUUAGUCGGCGCAAAUUUUCAUGUUUGGUCGAUAAGAGUGUAUAAAGUGAUUUGUAGCCUAGAUUUGUUUGAGUUUUGUCCAUGCACCAGAACUCAUGGCUUUGUGCAAUAUUAUAUGUUUAAGAUAUGCCAAUGACGAUUGGACAUCAUUAUUCACUUCAUAAUAUUAGUAAGGUUUGAUUUUAAAUUAAAAAAUGGAGCAUCUAGUCAUGUUCGUAUGUGAGAACCAUACUAGAGAGCCUAUUGUUGUAAUUAAAAUAAGUUGUGUGUUAAAACCUUGGUGCACAUUUGUAUAUAGAUCAUUCUGUGAAUUAUUACACUAUCAUUCACAUAUUAUUCAGAUGUACAGGUAGCUGCGUAAAUCGUAGUCGAUAGUAGCGAAAAUCAUAUUUAGGGUGAAUUACUAUUCUAAAAAAUUAUUUUGCUAGUCAUUGUAAAUUAUACUAAUAGGUAAGCUAUACUUAGGCUACAAACAAUUCAUGACAUAUUGACAUUUAUAUAAAGAUUUAAAUGUGGAUUGUAAAGGUUAUUACUUAGACAUCCAUAUAAUAUUGAGAUUGAAUGAUCAACAGUAGCGAGACAACAAGGAUGCUAUGCUGUCUUAUCCGUGGGUCAACCAUGCCUUUAAAUAUGCUGUUUUCAGGACAGUCAUGAUUGAAUAGCCAUCUAUUCAAAACCCUUUCUACAGUCCAUAAUAUCACAUUCACCCUAAGUGGUCCAGGUUGUACAUUUAUUGAAUCAUUUGCCCAUAUAACUUGACCUUUGCAUGUAAAACAAUAAUCAUGACCUCUUGUCCAGAUGGCUAUUCAUCCAUACUCCAAAUUGAGCAACUGGUUGCGAUAACCUUGCAAUUUCUCUUUUAAAUAAUUUGUUGUAGGCCAACCCAUUUUCAUAUCCAUGCUACUGCUUGUUUUCUGUAUGUUCAUGAAAAGUUUCAUCACAAAACAAGAUAUAGCAGUUUUUGCCAGUUUGAGAAAAAUGGCUUCAGAGUUAGGAAUUUAACUGAAAAUGCAUUGGAAACCUUCGGACAUUUCAUCAUAGAAGUUUUACUGUUGUCCUGAACACUCUGAAAUCUGGAGGACAGACCAAACAUGGUAUUGGCAAUGUCUUGGUAUGGUUAACUCCUAAAUGUUGGAUAUGGCGCGUAUUACGUUUUGCAAUGAAACUUUUCAUAUAUGAAUUUUCUCAAGCCCAAUAGAAUCAAAGAUUACACUCCAGUUAUAUGUAAUUUGGAUAAAAAAAUUAUCAAAUAAAAACAAAGACGACAUGCCAAAUAGAUCACAAGACAACUUGACAUCACAUUAUAUAACUGAAAAUGUAAAUUCUUUUUAGCCGGUUUAUGAUGUACAGCGUUCUCAUAAGUGGUACUUCCACUACCGAGUUUAUUCUGAUUCCACUACAGGAUCUCCGGGUUAAAUAGGCCCGGAGCUAAUAGUACACCGGGUUUAUACCCGGUGAUCAUCAGUGGGCUUUGUACGCAGUUCCGGAUCGGAACCGGAGUUUUCUGUAGUGGAAUACCAAUAAUACUGGAGAUAAUAGUUGUAUAGAUUCGGCGAUAGGUGGCACGCUGAUCGCUUAAUACAAGUGCGCACGGCGCAUGCUGGAAAAUAGUGCCCAAUAUUUUUACCUCCAUUAGCACGUCUGUAACUGGAGAGCAAAUUUCGGUAUCGCCAUCUGUCACCAAGCUUAUUAACCUUACAUGCAAGCCUGUAGUGGAACACGAACAAAAAAUUAUCCGGGUUAAGUUAUAUCCAGAGAGCCUCCAGAUCUAUUAACACAGGGUUUAAAAUCUGUAGUGGAAGUAUGACUAUAGUGCUUGGCAUCUAAAUCCCAAGCUUCAUCCAAAAACCUCAAAGAAGAUAUCUGUUCCCUCAAUCAAUUGGUGGUAUUGUUUAUGAUCAAAAGCAUUGUUGAUAACUUUUUGGGACAAAAGCUUCCCAACUUCCUGUGAUGUAAGGAAAAAUUCCACUGCACAUCUGCUGCAUCCUCCGUACAGUGAGAAUUAGCGAUGUCAUUCUUGACGUAAUAUCUUUUAUAUAUCACAACUAAAGUCACAUCCUGCGGCAGUUCCUUAGAUGAAAUCAUACGGACAAGGAUUGUCCGCCCUGGUUUUGGGAGUUUUGGUAUCAACUCGACUUGAGGUGAAACCUUGGGAAAAUGUGUGGAAGUGGAAUGUUUUGCAUUUGGUAGAAUGCACAUUAUUUUAGGGAUUGUUCGAUCCAUGUUUCUCGCAAGAAUGUAGUUUGUCUAGAUAUGCCCUUUAAAACAAAACAGACACUCAGCAGUUGCCUUGCACUUUUAACCAACACAUUAUUUUGGCCUUGCUUUUGUCCAAAUUACUGAGGAGCCUAUAUUGAGAGCACAGUUAUGAAGAAAUCGUAUUACUGUCACAAGUUCAUUUAUGCAUACUUCAUUCAUAAGACUCUCGAACAUCUCAUCUGAAUUGGAUGAUGGCAUGCAACAUAACUGAAGCAUAUGUUGUGUUCAACCUCACCUUUGAGGCUGCAUCAUCCUUCAAACUUUCUUUGCAUCAACAAACAUCUCAUUUUCAUCAGUUGGCAUAAUUGAACUAGUAGCAGAGCACCUUAACAUUCAUAAUUUGGCCGCUGAAAUUUUUUGUCUUGUAGGUGUGUUUGGUUACUUAUGGGAUAAGUUUUGCAGAUGAACAGGGAAAGAAUGAUUUGGGGACCUGGCCUUAGCUUAAGGACUUCAAUAGGUUUCAUGGGCAUUAGUCAUGUAGAUAAGGCGUUUUUACACGGUGCGGGUUCAAGCCGGAUCGAGACUAGUUCAGGUACCAGCCGGUUUAUUUUCCCUCGUGUAAAAGCGAACCUACCGUCCUGAACCCUCCUGGUCCGAGGCGGGUUCCGAUCGCCGGUCUCGGGUCGGUGCAGGCCGGUGUAGGCCGGUGGAGGAGGGUUUAUUUAUGCGUGUAAAAGCGAACCGGCUCCGAGCCGGUUUGCACACGGUACUCGCGUGACGUCAUUCGCGGGAAUAGCUGCCGUGUUCCUGGCAUGAAAUUUUCCGCGGAAAGAAACUGCUGUGAAAUCUUCAAUUUAUCGAGAGCAAGAGCUUUCUUUCCAUACAAAUGCUGUGUACCAAAGCAAAAACUCUGCAUCUCACCGGCGCCAUCGUAAACCAUUUUGUAUUAUUUGUUUUUGUGAUAUUUUCGUACCUCCACCGCCAGCAGAUUGAUCAGCGCCACCAAUUGACGAUGUUAGUGACGAACCGGCCUGGAGCCGGAUCGAGGCCAGAUCGUCGAACCGUCCCCGUGUAAAAGCGAAAUGAACCGUCCUGAACCGAACACGCCUCGUGACGGUUCAGGAGGGUUGUCUUGAACCAGCACCGUGUAAAAAGGCCUAUAGUCCUGGAGGUGCAUUUGUGAUAUUGGCCAUUUCUGGUCAGAUGGUUGGAUGAUGGAUGUCUUGGUCCAUCUUUUAUACUACCUUCAGAGGUAACUUGUACAUAAGUGUGUUUGUGUUAUUACAGUUCAGGCAUUUUUACUGCUGUUUUGUCAAAUUUGUGUUAUAAUCCGCAAUAGUCAUCAAAACAUUUGCCAUUGGUUGACACUGGUAACGUGUUAGUUGAUGUUUGCUUUUGGAAGCUUUGAGAGGGCUCUGGAAUAGGUUAUAAAUAAAAAUAUGCCUAUACUGAAUUCAUUUUGCAAUGAUGGUUUCAAUUAGAAAUUACUUCGAAUGUUGUUUGAUCAGCUGUAUAUUCUUGGUAGACGAUGUAUAGUCAUGAAAAGAAGCAAAUGAACAACCGACAAUGGUGAUGUUAAUUCUCGGAGGAAAAUCAGGUCUGAAGGUGUCUAUUCACUUUUUAUGAUCACUGGGACUCUUUCAACCUGAUUCGACAGAAUUUGCAAGAAAAUUUAGGAACAGGGUUUAAGAAUAGAGAAAUGUCGAUGUCAGAUUCCCUUCAGAGUUAAGGUUCAUCUCUCACGUACAGUCAUGAGGAAACCAGCCCUGUAAAAAUUAUCUCCUAACCAUCCCCCACCAACUAAUGGAAAAUGCCUUAGAUGCCGGGGGGGGGGGGGGGGGAUGGAUAUUUGAUGAGGGGAGAGUUUCUGAGGAAUAGUUUAUUGACUUUAGCUCUCAGCUUAUCUGAGCCAGGUAACCUCCUGCUGAGUUGCCCGACCAAAGGCUGAGGUCAUCAUAUGUUGUUACAUAACUGAUCUUGCUAUCACAUCCUGGUUGCUUUGUAGUCGACCAAAUUACUUCUAAUUUUGCCUCAUCACAGUAAAUUAGUCAUGAUCACAUGGUGAUUCUGGCCGGAGUGUUAUCACUGGUUACGCUGGCCAUUAGGUAGAUAAUGUAAAUAUGCCGAUCAUCACUGUGUGUAGUAUCAGCAGGGUGCUUGAAGUUGGAGGGCGACUAAAUAUUUUACAGGGCUGGUUUCCUCAUGAUUCUAAGCUUGUGGCAACAAUUGUCAGUUAUGUGAAAAUGACAUUUGUGUGCUGUGGUAUCUAAGGAUAGCUCAUUUGAAAUGACCAGAAUUUAUGGCCAUGUUCUUCAAAACGAACAAAGCUGAUUCACUUCGCUUGUUCAUAUGUCGAGUCAUUUGACGCUUUCGCUGCACAACUUAAAAUCCCCACUGCCCUCCAGCAUACCAAUUCCCCUCAUCAGCAUCCAUUGAGGAACACUCACGAACUAAACACUAUUGCCAUUUAUCGGAUAUUUAUAGAACUGCAUAUUAGUCUAUACCACGUAGGAAUAAAGAGAGGCGAAGUUGCCAACCGGCCCCCGCGGCAGGAUAGACAUUUUUACCUGGGUCGCCAAUUGGCUUACAUCCAUAGCGAAAGUGUUAAGCAAUGCAACAGUGACAUUGAACAUGAUUGAAAGGGGCUUAUCUUUUCUUUUCUUUUAAAUUAAAUACAAAAUGGAAGCAGUUCUUGAUUGUCAGCACUUCCAAUAUGUUAAAUCCGCCCAAUUUUUGGAAGCAUUUUAUUUUCUUGCAAUUCUUAAAAAUAAAAAAUUGCCAAAAAAAUUCUGAUCGGAAAAAACCAAAAAAACUAGUAGUUUACCAAAAAAUCAAAAUCGUAUCAAAAAUGUUUUUCGUUGAAAUUUCCACAAAUUACAAAAAUAAAAGCAUGAGAGCUUUUUCAGAUUUAUCAAUUUACAGCAAAAAGUUGAAGGGGAGAUUUUUUCAGUUGACUUGAUACUUCUAAUAGUUCAUAGUAGGACAAAUGGAUGGAUGUGAUGUGUUUUAAGAAAAUAAAUCUGGCGGUUGUUCGGCUAAGGAGUAAUAUUCUGGUAUUCGGAAAGGUUUGGUGUACCUACUUAAUUUUGGCUUAGCUGCUAUCAUUCAUCUUGACCCUGAAUGUAUUGGCAUUGCUCAGCUUACAGACAGCGCAUGCCAAUACCUUGACGAAGAAUACAGCAUGCAUUUGUAUGCAAUCUUUUUCAAAAUGAAGUUGAUCAACUGUUAGUCACUCAUAAAUUCGUCACUGUACACACAAUGGUAACAAGUUAGCGUGUUGCCACUGACCAGCAGUCUGAUAUCUCAGCAAGUGAAGCGUUUUUGUGUCUCAUACAAAAACCACAAUAUACUUUGCAUUGAAACUUAUGCAGUGUCCGGGGAAGAUAAAAAGGGCAAAGCAGGUGAAGUUCUUUUUAAAUCCAGUUCAUAUUAGCAGCACAGUGGUCAUGGAAAGUGAGUUCUGUGUGAUCAAAAAACGGGCCCACAAUAUGCUGCUUUAUUUACGUUAUACAGAUAGUGUACAUUGCAUACAGCAGAAUCAGCAGAUAAAAUUGGGUGAGGUGCACUGUAAAGUGGGACGCGCGAUAUACAGAAAAAUGACACGUAUUUCUUCAGUGGUAUGGGCGGAGGUCAUGGAGGUAAUACAGCUGGAAGUUCAGUAUGCUAUCCUUGGGAGUCGCAGUCAUUUAGGUUUGUUACGUGCGAUUAGUUUUGUUACGUGCGAUUAUCUUUAAGUUAGACUGUUCUCUGUAAUUAAUUAUCUUUAAAUAUGACUUAUGAUUGUGAUUGAAGUUUGUGCCAAAUUUGUGUCUGGAUAUUACUCAUGUGACCUUUGAACAACAAAGUGAGCCACUGUGGCCAGAAAAUGGAACAUUGAGUUAUUUUCUUUUUAGCCCCCCACCAAAACAAUCCUUGGGCAUGUAUGGUGUUUAACCUUUCCAUCCUUUCCCCCUUUGGUUUUCGUCAUAAGCAACUUGACGAGAUUAGGGGGAAUUGAUCUGAAAUCAUAUUGGAUAGUUGGUCUCUGUCCAAGAUGGCAGCGGUGGCUACCACGUUUUGGUUGGUUUCUGUCAAAUGACUUGACAGUGCUUUGAGGAAUUGAUCUGUUGGCCUCAGCUAGAGGAAGCUCCUUUUAAACUUUGAGAUUCCUACCUUUGCAUGACCUUAAGUUGUUAACAGACAAUUGUUUACUGAUAUUUCGACAUUCGACAGGUUUCUCAAAAUCACUAAUUUUGGCUCACCGGUACGGUAUGGUGAGUCUAUACAAUAGCCCAGUGUCCGUCGUCCGUCUUCGUAUCCCAUUUUUAAAAAGUGGCACGUUUCUUAACCCUUUAACUGUCUAAUUUGUUUUCUCUGUAAUCCAGGAACGGUGAUUAUGGGAUAAAGAUUUUUUCCCUCAGUUAUAUAAAGAGAUAACCCCAUAAAACUAUUCAUUUUGGAUAGCCCUUGAUCUCCGCUUUCCAGUGAUACCAAGUUUGCCACCCUGUAAGGGUCAGGUCGUGACAUUCGGGAAGACCUUGACCUCGAGAUGGGGCCCAAAAACGUUUAUAUAUUAUUAUUUUUGCCUUUUCGUGAACCCUUACAAGUACUCUAUUGCUACAAAACAAGUUUCUUCAAAUUGAUACAAGUACUCUAUUGCUACAAAACAAGUUUCUUCAAAUUGAUAUCAAAAUGUAUUUUAUAUAUUUUUGAAAAGUUUCUGGGGCCCAACCCCCAGACCCGCUUGUCUGACCCCCAAAUGGUAAAAAGUUGACGAAACGUGUUCAGAGCGUUCCUGCAUCAGCUAGAGCCUCGUAGAGAACAAAGUCGCCAUCUAUACAAUCAUUGAUGGAACUAGGCCAGCCUAUUCAAAGCAUUGCAAUGGUCAUAACCGAACCUGCAGAUCUGUACGAAAGACGGUUAAAGGGUUAACCGCUUGGGGUAUGAACUUGAAACUCUGUACACAGGUCAGGUGAGCUCAUCUUCAAAAAUCCAGAGUCAGUCGUCUCUCGCAUACGUUACUGACCCUGGAAUAAACCAAUGCUUAUUCGUGGGAUGAGGUGGACAAAACUACUCUGCCCAAUCAAAACGGCUCUUACAUCUUUCCUAGAAACUCUGUCACUAUUGAAAACAAUCAUUGUAUCUAAAACACGCUCUCAUUGGCUGAAAUUUGAAAUGCAUGGGACGCACAUGCGGAAUUUCAUGUUCUCACACAAUCAAAUACACGAUAUUGUGAGGAACAAUCAUCCUCCCCAGCUUGCAAUCCUAAAUUAGCCGUUUGAGCGUAACUGUGGCACAUUAACCAUAAGGGCUGUGGGGUGAAUUGAAACUUUGUAUGUAUGACCCCCUAGGUCAGAUGACAUAUGACAACAAAUUUCAGUCCAAUCUGAUUCUUGAAACUGAAAACAAAAAAAUUGCCAUCAGUCCUGAACAAAAAACUUUACCAUCUCCAAAUUUUAUCACAUGCACUUCAAAUCAGGACGCAUGACAUACCUUAAUUUUUUGAUUUGACCUACUUUUCAAGGUCACUUUGGUCAAAUGAUGUAAAUUUUACAUUUGGGUGUAACUAUAUCGCAUUUCCCAACUAAAGUUCGAUUCGGUGAGCACAAUAAAAUAGCCCCUGGCCUUUUCAUGUUGUAUUCUACUUUCCACUCGCACUCAUUUUAUUUUCAAUUUGGAUGUAGAGUUCUAAUUUGAGCAAGUGUGGUCAUUUGAAUCCAUACUUGAUGAUCUUUAGAGGAAGUGAACAUCCUCAAUAUAUUCUCAGUAGCUAGAAAAUUUUUGUUGCAAGCAGAUUGGUGCCAAGUGAUUCUAUUGCAUGACAACUUUUGAGUGCAUUUUGCUUGGUUACAUGCAAUGCAUUUUGCUAUAUAGGGUCACAAAUGGCCUCAUAGGUCCUGGAUGGUGAAAGCGAUCCUUUUUGUUAUAAAAGGCCUUUGACUGGAUCAUUUCUAAAUUCCUACUGAUGCUAAUCUUCAGAAUCAUUAACAUUUCAAGUUCAAAUUCAUUUGGUGGUUUUAAAUAUGCUAAAUCAUGUAAUCUGUGAGAUUCCUAUGUUAUUACUUCUUACAAUGAUUUGUGAACAUUUCCUAUAGUUCUAUGCAGAGUAAAGCUUGUAUAAAGUUUUGUAGACUGACUUGGCACAAAAUUAUUUGCAGAAUAUGCCUGUAGUUGGGGUUCCUUUCUGAUGAAGUGUAUAAUCCUUUUUAAGCUGUGGUUCAUGUUACCCGAUCGCUCAUCUCCAUUAUUAUUGUUUAGCCCGCAUCAGUGGCUACUCAGUAAGGGCAUGUGCAAUUGUUAUUACAUUUAGGUCUUUCAUUGAUUAAUAAGAUAAACACCCCAGUACAUACCUUUUGUCAUUCUUGGUGUUCGAAAGUUCUGUUGAUGAUCAGCCCUACAUUUCAAACAAGAAUUGCUUAAAGGACCAUUUGUACCAUUAAGGGCAAUAUUACCCAGCUGCCGGCUGCCCAGUCACCUCCUAUUCUACAUAAGUGGCUUCCAUCAACAUAUUGCACAAAAAAAGGGAAAAAAGUCAAAAUCUGACUGAAUUAUCACGCUUUUCCGAUGUUGACUCCAAUUUGACCCAAGUUAGCUCUCCAUGCGUCGAUCCUUUCCAUGUGGAACGGUGCACUAGUAAGGUGCUCUUCCGAGUCAUUGAUCUACCCUGUGACAUCAUGGUAUAGAUAUUGAUUUUUCCGACGUCACGCUGAUGUCACUUAAUUGCCCGCUACUGCGAUGAUAAUGGAUAUGAUGUUGCGUCGUAAUAGUGGGUUACCGUGAAGUCAGAUCUCGGCGUGCAAACACGUGGCGGGAAAGGCCUUUCGUACCAGGACUUGUGCGUACUAAAAAUAAACAAAGAUGUGGUUUUCUACUAUCGGAGAGCUGAAACAAAAUAUUUAAAGGGAUUUUCUGGACAAGAUAUUUCCAUUGAUUAAUCGGUGGUGGUCAAUAGUGAAAAAUACAACUCAAUAAGUCGACUUUGCAAUAUACAAUGGGUGAUUUAAAGUAGGUGUAAACACCGAGUGUUAACACUAACGCUAACACUAACCACAGAGUCAACAUCAGAAAUGAACUGCUCAAUGGAUGUUUGUGUUAACAACAGGUGUUAGUGUGAUCUCAGUUUUUAGACCGGUGUUAGUGUUACAGGUGGUGCUAACACUGACCUUAAUAUCAAGGCAGUGUUAUCUUGGCUAGGAUUCCAAUGGGUUUUCCAUUGCAACUAACACUCACUUCUAGGUGCAAACACCAACGUGAAUUUAUAGCUCCAACAAGGUGUUAGCAGCUGUUUUCUUUUGCAAGUUUUCAAAUUGUAUGAGGCCUCAACCUACUCAGGAUGAGCCAAGGCAAAAGGGUAGGCCUAUGCAGGCAUGUACAACCAAAGGAUGCAUUAGCAUAGCACAGUGCAUAUGGUAUUUGCCCAUUUUGCAUCAAAAUAGAUAUAGAUUUGAUGGGACUAAGCCUAAUGAAGAUAUCUAUUCACCUUUUGUAACUCCAACGCUGCUACUGGUAGCCUCCACUUCCAGUAUUUCACAACUUCUGGAAAAACUGGCCUUUCAACCCACUGAUCCUGACACUAACAACAAUGUUAACACUAACACUGCAAUUAACACCAACACCAGUGUUAGUGUUAACACAACACCUGGUAUUUAGGGGUAGAUAUUAACACUAGUGCCAACAUGCCCAACCAACACUAACACCAACACCCACUUUGAAAUCACCCAUUAGCCUAUACCGAGAAUAAAAUGAAGACUUGAUUGUUCAUGUCUUUAAAUAGAAAGUCUUUGCAAAGCAGUGAAGAGAAUGAAUCAGCACUGGCAAUUUUAGGGAGCCACUGUGGUGUAGUGGCCGGGACUCGCGACCAGCGGUCAAGCGGUCUGGGUUCGAUAGGUCAAAGUUCACUAAAUCAUCGAUAGGUUGCACGUUUCGUUUCUAUUUGAGCUAGAAGGUUCUAAACUUGUGAGGACCCUCUGUUUUACCCAAAAAAUGUGUCCCGCUCGGACUUCAAAUAUGGGCGCUAGGCAGCCAUCCCGAAAAAUUAAACAAAGUCGGAUUGCAACCAAAUUUCAUGUGAUUGUAUAUCUAUGUACUUUUAUCAAUAUCCCUAAUUUUCAGUCAAAUCCCAUGACAAAUAUGUCCGCCAGGCCGCCAUCUUUAAAAUCCAAGGAAGUCAUAUAACUCCUAAACUGUUGGAACAGAUGUCACCCAAUUUUCAUGUGACAUGUACACUCUUCAAUAACCCUGAAAUUCAGUCAACUUUCUAACCAAAAUGCUAUACUUAGAUCGUACCGGUAAUUUUCUUUUGUGCCAUGGAGCCAAGAAGAAGAAUAUUAUUCAAUGGAAUCAAAACUGGUGAAACUAGCCAGAAACUGUUCUCCCCAUAUCCACUGCAAGUGACAUGCAUUACAUUACCCGAGGUGAGCACAUGGUCCCUGGAUUAUUUCAUUUAUGUUGAUUCAUAUUCUUUGGUAUUUAUUUAGCAACUUGUCCCAAUUUUUUUAUCUGAAAUACAUAAUUUAAGCCAGUGUCCACUGCUUUUUGGCUCACCACAGGGGAGUCUAUAUAACACCGCUGUGUCCGUCGUCGUCAUCGUCUGUAUCCUGUUUCAAAAACAGUAGCGUGUUUCUUAAGCACAUGAACUAUGAACUUGAAACAUUGUACACAGGACCCUCCAGGUCAGGUGACCUUUGACAACGAAUUUCGGUCAAAUCUGAUUCUUGACUUGGCCACCAGGGGGGCCAGAAGUGGAAACCUAAAAAGUGUGAUAUCUCUCUUCUGAUGACUCGUUUUCGAUAAAGGUUUUAUGGUAGGUUCUCCUAGCAAGGAUACAUCACAUAUCAUCUGGGUUUUUGAUUUGAUCUAAUUUUUAAGGUCAUAGAGGUCAAAUGGCGUAAUUGGCCGUUUUGACUGCAAAUAUGGCACAUUUCUUAACCGCUAAAGCUAUGAAAUUGAAAUUUAGUACACACGUCAUAUAGCCGCUUUAACCGACUUUUGGUCUGAUCUGAUUCUCAAUUUGGCCACCAGGGGCCAAAACUAAAAAUGGUAAAAAGUGCAAUAUCUUGCUUAUCAGUGACUUGUUUUCGAUGAAAUUUUUAAGGUAGGUACUCCUAGCAAGGAUACAUGACAAGUCUUAUGGGUUUUUGAGUUGACCCAAUUUUCAAGGUCACAGAGGUCAAAUGGUGUAUAUUGGCCGUUUUAGUGUAACUAUUGCACGUUUCUUAACUGCUAAUGCUAUGAACUUGAAAAUUGGUACACGUGACUCCCUAUGUCAUGUAUCCUUUGACAGUGAAUUUUGGUUCGAUCUGAUUCUUGACUUGGCCACCAGGGGGCCAGAAUCGGAAACCAAAAAAGUGUGAUAUCUCUCUUAUGAGUGACUCGUUUUGAUAACAUUUUUAUGGUAGGUUCUCAUAGCAAGGAUACAUCACAUAUCAGCCUGUUUUUUAUUUGACCUAAUUAUCAAGGUCACAUAGGUCAAAUGGCGUUAAUUGGAUAUUUGAGUGUAACCAUGGCACGUUUCUUAACCGCAAAAGCUAUGAACUUGAAAGUUGGUACACAUGCCUCCCUAUGUCAUGUAACCUCGGACACCGAAUUUUGAUCCAAUCUUAUUCUCGACUUGGCCACCAGGAGGCCAACAUUUAAAAAGGUAAAAAGUCUGAUAUCUCGCUUAUCGGUGAUGUGUUUUCGAUGAAAUUUUAAUGGUAGGUACUCCAAGCAAGGAUACAUCAUAUGUCAUACCGACUUUGGUUUGACCAUAUAAACUAUUCAUGCAGCAUGUUUCUUAACCAGAAUUAAUUUCCAACCUCCAAAUAUCUAUACGGUGAGCACAACGGCCCUUGGCCGUUUUAUUUUAUGGGAACUGACUUUUAGCUCAAAAUUUUUAUUCUUCAAUGUUUCUUUAUUGGAUGAGCACUUUAAAAAUUUUACGGUGUAGAAGUCUACCGCUAUAAUCAUGGUGGCUCUUGGUGCAUGUAAUCAGACGAGCUUUCAUGUGAAUGAAUGAAGCAACUCUCAAGACACCUGAACUCCAAAAGUCAACAUAUCAAUAAAUGCAAUGGACACCUCUAUUGGCUGGACACAAACACCUCCAUUGAUGGUUGCAUACUAUUGGCUGGACACUAUUUUCCAUUGCCUGUUCCCAUUAUUGACUGGACACUUAACCUCAAUUGCCUGUUUUCAUUAUUGGCUGGACACUUGGCCUCCAUUGCCUGUUCCCAUUAUUGACCGGACACUUAACCUCAAUUGCCUGUUCCCACUAUUGGCUGGAUACCUAAUCUUCAUUGCACUAUAAAAAUGGUCACUUAGUUGACAAUCGUUUCUGUUGGGUAGUCACUUGAGUUGUUAGUUUUGUAAUUGUUGGCUUAUCAAGUACAUAAUGGGAGGCAUUCAGUUUGUCAAGUACAUCGCUUAACUUUCAUUUCAGUCAUAUCAUCAUGUAACAUCAGUUUGCAUCAUCACUUCCAUUGACGUUGUAGACAUGACUUGAUGACUGAGUGACGUUGUGUACAUCUUGGUGGUCACCCAAUCUGACAGGUUGGCUAUCUUCUUGGUUUGAUCUUCAUAUUGCAAAAGUAUCUUUUGAAGAGCAGUCUCACAAGCUGAGAGCAACAGCACACUAACUUUUCUAAACUCUUCAUUAUUGCUGCAUCUUAAACACUAGAUUCGGCCCUCAUGUCCAAUUUAUUUAAGUCACUGAUCGGUAAUAAACUGUUAUUCUCUGUGGUUCAAAUAUAGUGUAUGGACGAUGGAGGGGAUGGCUUAUUCAUGGCACUGGUUGUAUGUUUUAAUCCAAAAUCCGACCUACAUUCUUCUAUUUUUACCUCAUUUCAAUCAGAGUAGCUAGUGUUUUCAUGUUGACUUAAAAUCUUCUUUCAAAUUGAUAGAAUGCCCCUUCUCAGUUUAUACUUGGCUGAACUGUUCAUCAUGCUAUUCUCCAUUCUCUACGAAAAUCCGGUUGGUGAUAAGGGGUCAUCUCAUGAAAUUCAAUGGAAAUGCCCCCUCUGUUUUUCUAUUAUAAAGAAUGGUGUACAACUCCUCCUUUUCAAGCUCCAGUUUUGCAAUGAUGAAGGAGCAGUUGCCUGGAGAUUGGUUGACGUUAAAGAAACACGUCGUUUGCUUGCACCCAUGCUCUGUGAGUUGAUUGGGGCUGCCUGCUCUAGAUAAUGCAUGUAGUUUUGUUCCCCAAGUAAAGCUCUGCUGUGUUGGGUCAUGUUCGAAGCCAUCGAGUAUUUAGAAUGUACAGUUAUAUGUAGAGAAAACCAUUAACAAAUGAAUAAAAUGAUUCGGUGUACAUGUGAUGAA
This is a messenger RNA of Lineus longissimus, 18579 nucleotides long. RefSeq names its product syntaxin-binding protein 5-like. The coding region runs from base 80 to 4096 and encodes 1338 amino acids. Gene Ontology annotation, biological process: regulation of exocytosis; regulation of protein secretion. The record is from RefSeq and is a predicted model, not a curated record. Lineage: Eukaryota; Metazoa; Nemertea; Pilidiophora; Heteronemertea; Lineidae. The transcript is spliced from 29 exons. Gene Ontology annotation, cellular component: plasma membrane; cytoplasm; SNARE complex. Gene Ontology annotation, molecular function: syntaxin binding; myosin II binding; GTPase activator activity.